Botrytis porri is the source of this 1494-nucleotide messenger RNA. RefSeq lists its product as uncharacterized. The transcript is spliced from 3 exons. The record is from RefSeq and is a predicted model, not a curated record. Gene Ontology annotation, molecular function: protein-folding chaperone binding; protein kinase binding; heat shock protein binding. Gene Ontology annotation, biological process: protein stabilization; protein folding. Bases 1 to 1494 code for a protein of 497 amino acids. NCBI's taxonomy places the organism in Eukaryota, Fungi, Ascomycota, Leotiomycetes, Helotiales, Sclerotiniaceae. Gene Ontology annotation, cellular component: cytoplasm.
AUGCCGAUAAACUAUAGCAAAUGGGAUGCACUCGAGUUGAGCGACGACUCAGAUGUUGAAGUUCACCCCAAUGUUGAUAAGCGCUCUUUCAUCCGAGCAAAACAAAAUCAAAUACAUCAGCAGAGAUAUGAGCGAAAGAAUAAAAUAGAUACCUACAAGUAUGAGCGAAUCGUCAACGAUGGACUUCUCAAGAGGAUAAAUGCUCUUCUUGUUGCUUUAAAAUCUUACAGUCCUCAGACUGAUAAACGUCCGGAUGAUCUUGCAUUUCAAGCAUUGAUGGAAUCAACUGGCGAAGAUGACUCUCCACCUCCACCUCCAGAAGGGGUUCAUACUCAUGUCAAGGAGGCACCACCCACAUACUCUAAAAUGAUGGCGGCGCUUAUUGACCAAGUUAAAACGAAGGUCGACGAGGACAAACCAGAAAAUCGAUUCGAGGCGUAUCUCGCCGAAAUCAAAGUACAUCAAGAGAAGGUUGAGGACCUUCAAAAGCAACUUGCGGUCGAACUGGAGACUUUAGAGAAAGAGGAGGGCAAGAAGAUCACUAGUGAGAGCAUACAUACUGGAUUUGACAGCUCCUUUGUAGCAAAGGCAGACCCAAAACCAGCGGCCACAGAAUCGAAGAAGCCUAAAGAGAAGGUCCAAGCUGUAGAAGUCCUGAAUCCUCAUGCCCUCGCCAAUAAGGAUGGCUCGAAGCCUGGCGAACAAUCCUCGGGCGCCGAUGCAGAUGUUGAUGAAGAUGAAGAGGAAGAAGAUGAUGACGUAGAAGCUAGCGAGCUCGGAAAGAAAUUUGCAGAAAUCAAGAUGGGUGACUAUCGUACAUGUCUUCAGUACAUCUCCUCGAAUCCGUCAGUACUAGCAGAAAGAGAGACGGAUGGUUUACUUGUUUUGGCAUUUAACUCUGCAAUCGCAAACAAGGAUGACUAUGCUAGGCAAUGUGUCCAUCAAGCUCUAUUGCUUCAAUACUGCAGAGCCCUAGGAAAGGAUGGGGUUGGCUUGUUCUUUAAGCGUAUCACUACCAAGGGCCACCAAGCCCAAAAGGUCUUCUUUGAUGAUGUCAACUCAACAUUUGAUAGAGUCCGUACUAGAGCUAGGGAGAUCCAGAAGCAGAGAGCAGCUGAAGAGGGAACCGAAGGUGGAGUUGAACAAAUCCAACUUCAUGCUGUUGAUCCCGGUACCACUAUCAACAUUACUGUUCCACCUGCGACAAGUGAGGAUCCAGAGGUAGUUAAAUCGAGAGAAUUAUUUGAUGCAUUCCCACCUGGACUGCAACGAGCUCUGGAAAGCGGUAGCUUGGAUGAAGUCAAUAAGGUAUUGGGCAAAAUGAGUGUCGAACAAGCAGAAGAAGUUGUCGGCCAGCUCAGCGAGGGCGGUAUGCUGCAACUUGAAGAACAAAUUAUUGAUGCCACAACCGAGGAAGGACAGGCUGCAUUGAAGGAAUUUGAGGAACAGGAGAGGCAAAGAGCGCUGGAUGAGAAUUACGGUGAUCCGGAAUGA